AUAACAACAACAACAACAACAACAAACAACAACAAAAAUAUAUUGAGAAAUUAAAUGAUUUUUUAUUUGUUGUUUUUGAUAAUAAUAAUAAAACUGUCGUCGUGUCUUUCUCUGUUCCUCUCUCUCUCUCAUUUUUGUCUCAUCAUCGUCAUCAUCAUCAACACAUUAUCAUCCAUGAUUAUAUGACGCAUUUCAUGAUCAUUUAUAAACAUUUAUUUGAUGAUUGAAAAAAAAAAUAUCAUUACUGUAGUGGUAGCCAAAAGUGAAUAAUGUCUGCCAAAAAGCUUGAAAUUGAUAAUCUUAAAAUAUUUACCUUGAAUUGUUGGGGCCUAAGAUAUGUAUCAGAUCAUCGGCAAGUACGAAUCAAAUUAAUAGCUCAACAUUUAGUCGAUCAAGAUUAUGAUGUUGUUUUUUACAAGAAGUAAGUUUGGAUACAAUCAGACUUUGAAUAUAUUCGAACAAAAACAAAAUCUAAAUAUCGAUUUGCUCAUAUGUUUAACAAUGCAAGCCUUCUUGGAACAAGUGGUCUUGUCAUUAUGGCCAAAUGGACACCACAAUUUAUCCAUUUUCAUCCAUAUAGUAUAAAUGGAUCACCAUUUCGUCCAUUUCAUGGUGAUUGGUUUUCAACCAAAGGUGUUGCAUAUGUUCGUAUUGAAUUACUUGGAUUAAAUUUACAUUUAUUUUCUACACAUAUGCAUGCUCAAUAUGAUCUUAAUGAAAAGAUAAUCGAUCAAUAUUCUAUUCAUCGAAUUUGUCAAGCAUAUGAAUUGGGUAAAUUUAUUAAUCUAAUGUCAUGUAAUUGUACGAAUACUGGAUCAAAAGAUUUGAUUAUAUUGGCCGGUGAUAUGAAUACUUCAUCGAAAGAAUUACCAUAUAAAAUGUUGAUCGAAUUGACCGAUUUGAAUGAUUGUUAUAAACUUCUUCAGAUUGAUCAACAACAAAAACGAUCAUUGAAAUGUAAUAAUAAUAAUAAUAACAAUAGUAUGGAUUUGACAACAAAAACAUCGACACCGAAUAAACGUAUAAAUAAAAUGAAAAUUCAAGAAUCAUCUAUUGAUCAUGAAUCCAGUGAUGAAGAAUUGACCACUUGUGGACAUCGUGAUAAUACAUUUACACCACAACAAAAUCUAAAACCAGAUGAAAAAGCUGGUAAACGUAUUGAUUUUAUUUUCUUCAAAUUACGUGAUUCAUGUUCACCAUCCGUAUCUGAUCAUCAUCGAAUUCUACAUAAUCGUUUGAAUGAUAAUGGAAUUAGUACUAUGGAUAUAUUGAAGAAUAAUAUGGAAACCAUUCUACCUAAUGAUGUGAUUCCAUCGAACAAUAAUCUAAUUGAAACGACACCAUUUUUAAUGUGUUUACCGGAAAAAAUGAACAUUGUUGCCAAAGAUAUUACUGGCUUAUCAUUUAGUGAUCAUCAACCAGUAGUGGCAAAAUUACAUUUUACAUGGAAAACAAUCCAGGAUAUUGUGAAUGAAUCAAAAGAUUUAGGUAAUAAUCAUCAUCAUAGUGAUAAUAAACAAUUUAUGAAUAAUAAUAUGGAUGAAGAAUUGAAUUCAUCUUUAAUUGAAACCACUAUAGGUUCAUCAUCGUCAUCAUCAUCAUCAUCAUCAACAAUAUCAUCUUUAUCGGCAGCAAUGAAAACAACAACGAACGAUAUAAAAUGUUUAACAUCAUCAAAAUUGAUAUCAAAAUUUCGUCGAAAAGAAUGUUAUCUAGCAUUACGUGAACAUCAACCAAUGUAUAAAAAGAUUAAAGAUUCAGCAUUAAUACAGGAGAUUGAAACAUUAUUGACAACGUAUGUGGAUAAAUUUCGGCCAUCAUUUAAUUAUACACUAAUCACCGUAUUGGUUAUGGUCAUCAUGUUCAUAUUGAUAUUGAUGUUAUUUAAAUUUAUAAUUUCAUUGACAAUCAUUGAAACAAUUUUGAUGUCAUUGAUAAUCAUGAUUAUUGCAUCGAUUGGUUUAUUAUUGAAAUUCAUAACACAUCGUACAGAGAUUAAUGCAAUCAAAGCAAUUUUAAAUGAUAUACAACGUAAAAAAACAUUUCAUCCAGAUUAUGGCCUAUGUAAUGAAUGAAUGAAUGAUAAAUAUUAGUUUUAUUUUGGAAAAAAAAAUUUGCCUUUCAAUUUUAAAUGCUAAUGGAUGGACGAUAUUCAUUCCAAAACCUAUUGGUGGUACAUACCCUUUAUUUAUAUAAUCAAAUUGUAUCGAACAAAAUUCCAGAAUACGAUCAACAAUAUUCCAAAUAGGAAUAAAAAGUGAAAAUUCAGAACAACAACAACAAAAACAAAUUCGUUGUGCAAAUAUUUUUCAAAUUUUUUUUUCUUGCUAUAAAUAGAUAUAUAUAUAGAUUCUUCUAAAUGUUAUUCGUGGCUGGCUGGUCCAAAAUUACCAAUUAUUUAUGAUGAGAUUGUGUUGAUAGUUAUAAUAAGAAAAUUUUAUGAAAAUUAA
This is a messenger RNA of Dermatophagoides farinae (American house dust mite), 2450 nucleotides long. Lineage: Eukaryota; Metazoa; Arthropoda; Arachnida; Sarcoptiformes; Pyroglyphidae. The record is from RefSeq and is a predicted model, not a curated record.